Molecule: messenger RNA, 6240 nt
Organism: Limanda limanda (common dab)
Lineage: Eukaryota; Metazoa; Chordata; Actinopteri; Pleuronectiformes; Pleuronectidae
Gene: scarb2a
Product: scavenger receptor class B, member 2a
Exons: 13
Coding region: 413-2005 (530 amino acids)
Biological process (GO): receptor-mediated endocytosis; protein targeting to lysosome
Cellular component (GO): cytoplasm; lysosome; membrane
Molecular function (GO): scavenger receptor activity
Source: RefSeq, a predicted model, not a curated record
GAGGAGGAGGAAGAGGAGGAAGAGGACAUCACUUCUUCUUCGUGUGUGCCGACAGCCUCUGGUUCAUUCCGCCGCCGGUGCGAGCAGCCCAGCAUCUCCUCCUGUCUCCUCCACCGCUACGAGCUCUGGCCAUUUACAAAAAAAGAAUCUUUUUUAAAGCAGAGCACUCGUCUCUUUCUCUCCGGCACCCGGGAGAGAUAAGUUCCAGAUCCCCCCCCCCACCACCCCCACCCUGCUGCGGCUCAGGAACACGACGGCUCCGGAAGCUCACGCUCCCACGCGCCUUUAAGCCUUCCUGCCUUCUCGCUUCUUCUCGCUCGUUUCUCCCCCCGGGCUGCGGGAAGUUUCACGUCCACUUUCGUGAAGUUUUUUUCGGAAAGACAACCCCCCCACCACCACCCAGCCCACCAUCAUGGCUCGGAGGUCCUGUGCCAUCUACAUCACCGGCAUCGUGUGCGCUCACCUCCUGAUCAUAGGCAUCGCCCUGGUCGUGGCUCAAGUCUUCCAGACCAUGAUCGCCAGCCGGUUAAAAAAGGAAAUUACUUUGACGGAGAAGAGCCACUUUUUUGAGUCAUGGAAGAAUCCACCACCACCUGUUUACAUGGAGUAUUACUUCUUCAAUGUGACCAAUCCAGAGGUGUUCUUGGAAGGCGGGAAGGCAGUUGUCAAACAGAUCGGACCAUAUACCUACAGGGAAUACAGGCCAAGGGAAAACGUAACAUUCCUGGAGAAUGGCACCAAGAUCUUCGCCUUGAACCCCAAAUCCUUUGUCUUUGUACCCGAGAAGUCCGUUGGCGACCCCACGGUUGACAUCCUCACGACUGUCAACAUUCCACUUGUGGUGGUGAUGAACGAGUUGAAUCAAAGGUUCGGCCGCUUUUGGAGGGCUGCCAUCUCCUUAUUAAUGCUCAACAGUGAGGUGUUCAUGAAAAGCAGUGUCCACAACAUGCUGUGGGGAUUCAAACACCCUCUGCUCACAAAGAUCCACUACAUGCAGAAGGAUGUGGACGAGUAUUUUGGCCUGAUGUACAAGAAAAAUGGCACCCAUGAAGGAGAGUUUGUCUUCCACACCGGCGAGCAGAACUACAUGGAUUUCGGCAAGAUCGACACUUGGAACGGCAUGAGAAAGAUGUCGUGGUGGUCGUCCGAUCAGAGCAACAUGAUCAACGGUACGGACGGCGCCGUCUUCCACCCUCUGAUCAACAGGAGCGAGCUGCUCUACAUCUUUGCCGCUGAUCUCUGCAGAUCCAUUCAUUUGGCCUACGUGAAAGACGUGGAGGUGAAAGGUAUCCAGGCGUUCCGCUACGCACCCCCCAGUGACGUCCUCAUGAGCCCCAAGGACAACCCCAACAACGAGGGCUUCUGCGUGCCAGCCGGAGACUGUCUCGGCACCGGGGUGUUAAAAGUCAGCGUUUGUCGAGAAGGCGCUCCCAUCGUGGUGUCUUUCCCACACUUCUAUCAAGCCGACCCCAAGUACAUCAACGCCGUCGAAGGGCUCACCCCCAACAAGGAGGAGCACGAGACGUACCUCGACCUGCAACCGACCACAGGAGUUCCCAUUCGUGCCUGCAAGCGAGCCCAGCUCAAUAUCAUCCUGAAAAGAGUCGAAGGGUUCCCCAAAACCAGGAACAUCAACGAGACCAUUAUUUUCCCCAUCAUGUUCGUCAAUGAGACUGCGACGAUUGAUGAUGAGUCGGCUUCCCAGAUGAGGACGAUGCUCCUGAUUGUGACGCUGGUGUCGAACUUCCCCUUGCUCAUCGUGGGCUUGGGCGUCAUCCUGCUGAUGGUGCUUGUGGUCUUGCUCUGCCGAAACCGCCAAAAGAAGAAUGAAGUAAAACGUAUUGUUUUUACUGAAGCUUUUCAUUCUUUUGCUACGGCAAAAGACGACACGGCUUACACUCAGGUCAGCGACAAACCGGACGAGCCGUCGGAAACGCCAGCCAACCAGCCAAUGAAGAACGGCUCCUACAUUGCCAUGUCUCCAGUGGAGCCCCAGAAGUGUUGAUGGAGAAUCGCCUGGCCCAGCAUGGAGCUCAGGAAGGGGGCUGAGGGAGCAGCACAGGGGUGAUGCAUUAACCAUGGGUGGGGUUUACACACAGUGAACUCGUUUCACAUAUUUUUGGGGUGUGUGUGAAUGGGGAGGAUAGGGAAAGGGGCGGGGCAGAACCCCCAGUAGAUGUUUAGUGAACAGACAAUGCUCCUCUCGCUGAGCCCUCUUAUGACUGUCUGUCCUCCUCUACUCUACCUGCUGAGCAUGGCCCUCACUGCCUGCCAUACUGCAACACAACAAACUCCCACACCUUUACUCCUCAUUUCCGUCCUGGUCGGCCCAGAAACACGUCGGGAGUCUGGACGGGCUCGGCCAGGACAAGCCUUUUUUCCGCAACUCCUCUGAAGGACCACUGUAACAUAGGUGUCGCUGCUGCACAAGGAUGCAUGAUCUUCUGCUGACUAAAAUGGCUGAAAGGGUGUUUCUUACUCACCUAAACAGCAGGAGGUAUCGUAUUCUUGCUCUUUCCUUUCCAUCGGUGUUGCGUGAGGAGAACUUCAAACCGACAGAUACAAAAAAAAUCCCCUGUAGAGUUAGGACACAGCUGUGAGCUCUUGGGCUCUGAGGAUAACAUGGUUUUGCUAACAAAACUGAACUUGGCAUAUCCUUUUUGUAAAAAAAAAAAAAAAAGACAGUCUGAGCCAAACUAUUUAUAGCAUUUUUGCCUUUUUUUUGUUUCCUAAGAUGAAUUGGUGCGUGCACACAAAUACACACAUCGCACUUCCAGGUAUGUGUUGGUGAGAGUGUUUGUGCACCUUGACGAACACGUCGACGUCCUGUUGUGAUGGACAAAGCUCAACUGGUUUUCUUGAUGCAGGCGCGAUGUCGCAUGACACCUGAUAUACUCGUGAUUUCAACCCCACUUCCUCAAUUUUUUUUGUCAGCCUCACUUUUUUCCCUUAAACACUAGUUACAGAAAUGAAACGCUCAGUUUCUUUUCAGAGUCCUAAUCAGCUGAAGUAGCUAGAUAUGACAUCACCAACAGUAGCUUGAUAAAAUCGAACCUCUAGGCUUCUUCACACAUUCAGAACAAAAUGGAGAUAACAGCCACAGAUCUCACAAGGGAGACUUGAACCUGCUUUCUGCCUUACAACGGUUCAGUGUGUUCGUUAUGUUUCAUACAUAUAAGCUGGAAAUCUAUUUUCGCCAUUGUACAUAUUUAACGGGAGACGUUACAGAGAUGCCUCUGACUAAAUCCAGCAAGCAGUCCUCCUCUAGGUGUGCAGGGAGACGCUCCUGCACAUCUACACUGUUACUUAUUAGAGAAAGCACAAUUUAGAUUUGCUAAAAACCAGGCCGGAAGCAAGGCCACCAGUUGUUUUUUUUGGGACCUAUUAUAACUAUGAUAUAUUAACAGCUUGUUAUGUCAAAGACACUGUCAAGUGCCGUGACUCUUCACCGCUCGCCGCUGUGCACUCGCACAGUUUGCCAAGGAAACUGUUGGCAUUCAGGCAAACGCAGCACUUGAAUCACUGUUUGUCUUACGUUUCCUGUUGUGUCUCCAGUUUUUCUGUCCGCCACACUCGUCUCGUCAAGCGUCAAACUCGUCGGUGUUCGCCAGUGGGAAGUGAAUUCGGGGCCGUAACACUGUCAACGUGGAAAGUUCCCUGCACUUUGUCUGCAUAUUGUGCCCUGUGUGUUAUUUUGUUUCUUUGUCCUCGUCAUUUCGAUGAAGGUGGUCCAUGAGUUCAGUACAUUUCUCUGUUUGUCCUGGCUAGUAUUGGGUCUGAGGAUGUUUUCCAGGACAACAGACGUCCCUGCCUCUGUGUUAACUUGCUUCUCAGCACAUAGAGUGUCUUCUUUUGAUAUACUUUUGUAUUUGUCAUUGCUGCUAAAAAAAAAUGCCAUAACCUAUGGACUUGUAUUCAACUAUAACUUGCUCGUAUUCAGGUCGACUCACACAGGCUUUUUUUUAUCCACGUCUUAAAUCUUUUACGGUUUUCUGUGUUGACGAGCCUUUCGACACCUGAGCACAAGAUACAAAGCCCAAAGCUUGCUGCCAUUUAUUGGACUUAGCAGUUAUCACUAACCACAUUUUUGUAAAGCUCUCACAGUUAACCAGUCAUUCCUCUACUAGAGGACCAUAUCACAUGUAUCACUGGGGUUUAUGAAGGGGUUAGUUAACUUGACAGAAAGGACGAGCCGCUUCAGCAUCAUCGAAUUUAAUGUCGGAAGUCGUUUAAAAACACUGUGGUGGAGAAUCCUUUAAAGCAGAAGUUCAACACUGGGAAAUGUGCUUGUUCUGCUUCUUGUGGAGAGAAGGAAGAGGAGAUCGAUUCCGCCCUCGAGUUCCUCUGCUCAACAUGAAACAGGAGAUGUUUCGCUUAGCUUAGCACAAAAACUAAACCGCAUGGCUCUGUCCAAAGGAAACAAAAUCCAACUCAAAGUAGUUGAUGAACACAAUUAUUGUUGUUUUCAAGCAAAAAAUUGACUUUAGAUUCUCAAAGGUGAGACUGUGCUGCUUUUCUUGGUCUUGAACUAUAGUCAAAUUUAAUAUUUUUAUAAACUAGACUGUCAGUUGGAUAAAACAACUUUUGACGAUGUCUCUUGAAGGAUGUUGUCAUGGGCAUUUAACAGUUGUUUUAGUUUUUUUUUUAGCCCAUGUGAAAAGGACAGCUCACUUUCUCAACUCCUGAAAUAACUUGGUCCCAUUACUUAAAAGAGUUUUUAACGACUGGAGAAAAGCGAGAGUCGGACCAAAUGUUAAGCUUAAAGAAUCUUUGCUCGCUCCAGCUUCGUAUUUGACGCACAGAUAUGUGACUUUCUCAUCCAACUCUCCACCAGCAGACGAAGGAGCCUGUUUCCAGUGUGUUUGAACUCUUUCUUUAAAGUGAAAUCGAUUCACUAAAGGCCUUUUUUAUUUCACUUGCAUGAAUGAGCCGCCACCUUGUUAAAACUCAUAGUUGGUCGUUAUUCACCUUUUUAAAAUCUUCUUGAACCUGAAAGACCUUAAUCCCAAAGGCGCGUGUGUGUGUGUGUAUUACUUGUACAGUGUCUGUUCAAGCACACACACACACACCUGAGCCAUCACUGCUCCACCCGUCUGACUUCGACUACAUUGACCUUUGAGUCCAAUCCUUCAAACCCAUUGGCUCGUCCCUGCUUGACCAAAGAUAACCCACAUAGAUCUGCCCCAGCGCGGUGUUUACUCUACUCUGCGAUAACGGCUGUGCCACAAAACUACCGCCUACCUUUUUGUUUGAAUUGUGCCACCACUUAUGUGAAGUAUUUACAACAGUGUUAUGUGUGCGUGGAAGCAUGAAUGUGCCUUUUUACAUCGAGGCAAAAACAAUAUAUAAAUCCCAGAUGGUAGAACGAUGUAUAUUGCUUUUCACCACCUAGUGCAAAAGGAAAUAAUUAAUCAAUGCUCUUUGUGAGCAGAGAGUCAAUCUCAGAAUAGAGCAAUACAGAGCUGUGUAACAUAAGUUGUGGAUGUUUUGUACAGGGCCUCAUAUUAUUUAUGUACUUUCUUUCCUGUGAUUUUUGAUGGUUUAACCCGUGUAUGAAUAUUUUCCCUUUUCUUUAGUGUGAUUGUAGUUGUUUUAUUUUGUUAUGUUCUGCUUGAGUUCCGAGCACAUUUCAUUUCCUCUCAUUUCAUUUUUUUUCACACUGAAAAAAAACAAAAAAAUAAGUGUUGGACCAGUUUGUUGCACUGGGACCAGUCAGUGCCCUGUAAAAAAAAUGUCUGUAGGAGUGUCCAUGAAUGGUUUAUUUGGGUGUUUGUGUUUUGAGUAUGAGAACCAAUGAGUUAACACUUGUAUGUGGAGCCAAAUGCACCAUUUCUGUCAAACUGGGGUGAUUUACUGGAAGGCUGAUUAUCUUGAUGACUGAGUAAAGUAAAGCGUUGAUGCUGUGUAAUCUGUCUAGAUGAAUGACGCCCACCUUCAGGGAUGAGCACUAGUGCCAUACCAUCCUUUUCUUUCCUUAAUUUGCUCCUCGGUGUAACAAACCCAUGUCUCCCAGUCUCGAUGUUCUGAAGUCACUAACAGACAUUUCCUCUUAAGAUGUACUAAUUUUGUUUUGCUGCUGAAAAUGACAAUCCCCUUGUCAUGUUGGGUGCAAAAUGAUUUCAAAUUAAUAUCCAUUUUUAGUUUUGAUAAUUUACACUGCACAGAUGUUUCUACAGCCCUUUUGUAAACAUUUCUAGUGUAUUUGCAAAAAAUAAAAGUUGCACCGAAGUGCAAAGUUCA